This is a messenger RNA of Ectocarpus sp. CCAP 1310/34, 2128 nucleotides long. NCBI's taxonomy places the organism in Eukaryota, Phaeophyceae, Ectocarpales, Ectocarpaceae. The record is from the annotation of a GenBank genome assembly.
AUGCCUACGUCGAGGAUUUCGCAAUGAAAGUGAUGACUGAAGGGGGUGCAGACAAGCUUGCUCGCUUGCUGGUGCGCAUGCCAGACAAACAGGUGGCUCACCUCGUCACAUCACAAUCGCUGACACAGCGAUCCGGAUAUAUCGAGAGAGGCAUCAAUCAUAAGCUAGUAAGAGGGGCUUGUGAACGCCUGGACAAUAUGGUGAUGUGGGUCCUAGAGGCAACGAUGGGGCUCAGAGAUACCGAAGACGAAGAAGAGUUCUUCCAAGACGACUGCCAGCCUGACCGCUUCAAGUUAAAGCCCUAUCAACAAGCCCAGGCACGCCUGUCGACAGGAGCCCGAGGACUAGGAUUACCAGCAGCGGUUAUGCGAAGGUUCUCAGCUUCUCUGGGCAACCUAGUCGGCACCCUUCCUGCGGUUAUAGCCGCGUUACGGGGUCCAUUGGGAGAGUCGGUGAGAGUUCGGAUACCGGGAACCGUGUUGGUGGAGCGGAUGGGGGACGCUAUCAAAGAACUCAACCAGGAGCAUGGAGUAUCGGUGGAGGUUCUGAAGGGGAUCCUUCCCCCGUCAUGGGUUGAGUGGGCCUUAGAACCGCCAGGAGAAACCGGAAGGCGUCAGCCCACCGUUGCAGAAUUGGCAGCACACGAUGGGGAAUCUACUACGCCGAGGAAAGCCUAGCACGAACUGGGCAAGGCGGUUAACAAGAUACAACUUGAAAAGUUCAUGGAGUCUCUGGAGCACCUCCCUCAGGAGGCGGUACCACCCACGAGGGANACUUGAAAAGUUCAUGGAGUCUCUGGAGCACCUCCCCCAGGAGGCGGUACCACCCACGCGGGACAACCCCUACGGAGGUCAAGAGGCCAGGAACAUGGCAUACGCACGAACGAGAAGCUCGCAAGGGCAAGGGGGGCACGCGUUCCUGAGAGCGGCUCCCACCGACCGAGCUCGAGAGAUUCCAUCGAACGAAUCCGUCUACGCGACGAGACGCGCCUUGGGAGUUUAAGAAUUCUUGGCGGAAAGAUGUCCCAGGUGUCACAGAGGCAGGGAAGGCGAGAUCAUCACAACGGUGCACGCAAGGAUCUGUCCAAGGGAUGGAGCACCGGUCAACAUGCACGAGCCGUUAAAAUACGCACUAUCGAGAGCACUCAACGGCCUUCGCGUCGAACACGACGUUGAAAGCGGGGCACUGUUCACGGGGGAAAGAACCCUGAGCAUGGACAUCGUCAUCAGGCCAGGAGCCCUCACGAACGCAUCUUCUCCGGGGUACCGCAACAAAGGAAUACUCCUCGAUGUCACACACGCAGACCCGCAAGCACAGGUACACUUGCGGAACGGCAGCGCGACCAGCGAUGGAAUCGCAGCCCAAGCAUCCGAGGCGCGAAAGCGUCAGCACUACGCUCGUCCGGGACACGUGUCCUUUGACGAACGCAGCUUUAAACUUACCACCUUAGCCGUGGAAAGCUUUGGCCGCCUUGGAGAGGAGGGGUUACGAGUUCAUCGAUGAACUUGCGACACAUGCCGUGGGAGGAAGGGACGGAGGAACGAUGGCUCUGAAAGGAGGCUUCAAGGAACGACUUCUUCAGAUGUUUCGGUGGCUACACAGGUGGCCAUAUCUCGGCGAGUGCAGAGGUACAAGCUCGCAUUGCGCGGGCGUCAAGACGCCGAAAACAGGCGAACAAGAUCGACCUCGGACCAGUCAACGCCAAUGAUAUGGGGAUGGAGUGUAGACGCAUCGUAGAACGCGUUUUCGUUUGAAGUUGGCGUCUUGUUUGAGAGUAGAUGUGAUAGAUUUGCGUAGAAUAGGGUAAGAUAUUAUCAUGAACGGAGAAGAAAGGGCUUUUCCAACACGGAGAUGUAGCAUGGAUCAAAGCAUUUGUUGGAUUUCAGCUUUUGCAAGAGGACAUCAACGCAGUAGUAUUUUAGCAAGCUUACGAACGCAUAUAGGAUACCAUGAGGAUUGUCAUUGGUUUUAUUUCAAGUUGAAGAGGAGAUAUUUUUACGAUGUAAGUGACAGUAGAAAUAAGUCCUACAUAUGUUGUUGAACUUCGUAUUGGUUUAAUAUUCAUGUAGAGUAUGAGACAUUAAGUGAAAGUUUUCUGAGGUACAUCUGCAAUUGUCGGAAGGAAAAA